GUUUUAAACACUUUUGACAUUUGCGAGGUUUGUCUAAACAAAAAACUGGGGUGUUUAAUGUUUGAAUAUUAUUAAAUAAUAAAUAUACCAAAUACAUUGAGAAUGUCAUCUCCACCGCCGACAAAGCCACCUCGAGGUGUUAAGCAAGGGAAAGAAACGAGUGGACUGCUCAUGUCGGUGAUUCGUACCUUGUCAGCGAGUGAGACAAAUGAGCAGCGAGAGAAGGAGAGAGCCAAGUUGGAGAAGGAGUACAAGAAGAGUGAUGCGAGACUGGAUGAGCUGGUAGCAGCUCACUCCCAAGAAAUAACUCAAGUGAUGCAGAGGUUCGCGAGCGCGGGCGCGGCGCUGGGCGCGUGCGGCGCGCACGGGUCGUCGUACCGGCUUUUCGUCGUCACAAUAAAUAUCAUCCGUCAUCUCACUCAUCACUCCCUUCUUGAUCAUAUCAUUUUUCACGCGAACCAACCAAUCUCUUUUUAG
Papilio polytes (common Mormon) is the source of this 477-nucleotide messenger RNA. RefSeq names its product exocyst complex component 4 (gene Sec8). Bases 103 to 477 code for a protein of 124 amino acids. NCBI's taxonomy places the organism in Eukaryota, Metazoa, Arthropoda, Insecta, Lepidoptera, Papilionidae. The record is from RefSeq and is a predicted model, not a curated record. The transcript has 4 exons.